Messenger RNA from Bipolaris oryzae ATCC 44560, 1314 nucleotides. RefSeq lists its product as uncharacterized. Gene Ontology annotation, cellular component: cytoplasm; membrane; intracellular membrane-bounded organelle. The transcript has a single exon. The record is from RefSeq and is a predicted model, not a curated record. NCBI's taxonomy places the organism in Eukaryota, Fungi, Ascomycota, Dothideomycetes, Pleosporales, Pleosporaceae. Bases 1 to 1314 code for a protein of 437 amino acids. Gene Ontology annotation, biological process: sphingosine biosynthetic process.
AUGGCAACGGUCAAUGAGGCGGAGGCGCCACAGCCUAGGAAGAUUGUCGUUAAUCUACCAACUGCAGAUGGAACAUCCCAAGCCACCGUCACUCUACAAGAAAAUGAAGAUGCCAACAAACCACCCCUGCUCCUCGACAUCACCAAACAAGCUCUCGACUCGCCAAAUACAGACACACCACUCACCCAACGCGAAACCCACGUUAUCAUCUCCGUAGGGUCUGGUGCCCGUCAGGCAGAGAACUUCUUCAACACCGUGGUCAAGCCAAUUCUAACCGCCAUCAACGGCGAAGAUGCGGUAUCCAAGAUCAAAGUCCACACAACGACGUCAGCAACCAGCAUCUCCGAUUAUACAAGGACCAUUUUCUUUCCCACCGCAAACAGCGGAACUCCCCUCCGCAUCAUCCUCCUCUCGGGCGACGGCGGCAUCGUUGAUUUAGUAAACGGCCUGGUCUCUCCUCCUCACCACACCACCUACAUCUCCCCCCAAGUCGUCCUCCUCCCCCUCGGCACCGCAAACGCCCUCUACCACUCCAUCAACACGGGCAGCGAACCCUCAACCUGGGGCCUCGCCGCCCUCGCAUCCCCAGAAUCGAAACCCCUCCCCACCUUCACAGCCACCUUCUCCCCAGGCGCCCGCCUCCUCGUCGACGAAGCCCGCGCCGAAGAACCCUUACCGCAAAAUGAAAAGGGAGAAGGCGUCCUCCACGGCGCUGUCGUAGCAAGCUGGGGCAUGCACGCCUCCCUCGUCGCAGACAGCGACACAGCACACUACCGACAAUACGGCGUGCAGCGCUUCCAAAUGGCCGCAAAGGAAGCCUUGUAUCCCUCUGACGGCGGUCCGCCACACGCCUACAAAGCACAUAUUUCACUUCUCCCCCCAUUAUCAUCAUCACCGAAUGGCGAGCAAACCUGGAUAGAGAUGCAGACAACAGAGCACAUGUACGUCCUGGCAACCCUAGUCUCGCAUCUCGAGCGCCCGUUUUGCAUCUCUCCGGCCUCGGCGCCUCUGGAUGCGAGUCUGCGCCUUGUGCAUUUCGGCCCGAAGAGUGCAGACGAGGCCAUGCGCAUCAUGGGGUUGGCGUAUCAAGGGGGCAAGCACGUCCGCGAGGCCGGGGUGAGGUAUGAGAGUAUUCAUGGCCUGCGCAUUCGGUUUCAAGGCCUAGAGGAGGAUGCGACAUGGAGGAGGAUUUGUGUCGAUGGAAAGAUUGUGAGGGUUGAGGAGGAAGGGUGGGUCGAGGUGAGGAAGGAUGAGGGGAGGCGCGCGUUGGAUGUUGUUGUUGCUGUUGCUGUUGGUGGCGCUGCUGGUACGUAG